AUUUAAGAACCACACAUCCAGGAAGUCUCGCCAAAAACACCAUUCAAAAUGCCACCCCGGGAACUCCUAUCACCAGGCCCUCACACUUUCCACUCCGCCACCAAAAACCUCACCUUCGAAUACAUCGUCCACACCACGUGUAACCUUCACCCUAACGCUCCCCAAGAACUCCUAAUAAUCCAACCCCCAGCCUGGGGCCUCGGCUCAGGAUAUCUCCAUACCGGCCUUUCCUCUCUCCUGGACAGUUCUCCAUCCUCACCCUCACCAGGGGUCUCAUAUACGCUCUUAUUCUUCCACCCGCGCGGAACAGACAACAGCUCGCGACCAGCGAGCCCAACACAAAUGUCUAGUUUCGAGCUGGCGACGGAUCUAGAUGAUUUGAGGCGUCACUUGGGGCUGGUGAAGAUUCCCACGCUCCUGGGCCAUUCGAAUGGCGGGGCGAUUGCGUUGGCGUAUGCGGAGUUGUAUCCCGAGAGGGUGGAUAGGUUGGUAUUAGUGGAUUCACAGGUUCUUGGGGUUAAGAGCGUGCAGAGAGAAGAGAAGAGUCGGGGGAAGAGGGAUAGGGUGCAUGGGAAUGGGGAUGGGAAUGAAGAGGCAGAGACAGACACAGACGAAGACAUCUUCGAAAAGCUACGCGCUGAUCCGCGCUACGCCCGGGUCUUGGGCAGCGCUGGCGGUCUGAACAAGUCGUCUGACGAGGCGUUUACCAGUUCUGUGAAUGCCACGUGGGCGUUGUAUUUCUCGAACCCUACACGGUAUGUCCCCGAGCUGCGCUCUGCCAUCGGGGAUCGCGUGAUGCUGUUGUGGUGCUAUCUGGGAGUGUACGGAAGUGACCGGGAGUAUGAAGAGUCCGGAGAGAUGGUUGCGAGGCUGGGCGAUGUGAAGGCAAAGACACUGAUCAUUGUUGGCCGCGAGGAUUGGAUAUGUAGGGUGUCUAGCGCGAAGCGGUUGAGAGAGAGGAUUCCCGGGGCGAGGCUGGUUAUUUGUGAAGAAUGUGGGCAUUUCCCGUGGAUUGAGGCGAAGGAGAGGACAAUAAAGGAAUUGGUAGAGUUCAUAAGGGGUAGUUGA
Molecule: messenger RNA, 1068 nt
Organism: Aspergillus steynii IBT 23096
Lineage: Eukaryota; Fungi; Ascomycota; Eurotiomycetes; Eurotiales; Aspergillaceae
Product: alpha/beta fold hydrolase
Exons: 1
Coding region: 49-1068 (339 amino acids)
Source: RefSeq, a predicted model, not a curated record